GCCUUGCUCUCUUAUCAUCUGCGUAUUCCUAAUGUUGGACAUUGGACGUUUCUUUCACACGCUUUUCAAUAAUCCAGUGAAUCAACAUUUGAGCGUAGCUGCUUAAAGAUUUUACCAUCAACCACAAUGUCUCACAGUUUUGCUGGACUCACUCCUGGGGGUUGGGUGACAUAUUCCAUAACGGUAGUCAUCAUAAUGGUGAGUGACAGUGGUUUGCCUCUACUUAUGCUUUACAGCUCUAAUUCUUCCAAUACGUGAAGCUUGCUUGUCAGAUUAUCUAUAAUGCUUUUCUUCAUCCGUUAUCCAAAGUGCUUGGACGAUUCUUUGCUAGAGUGUCAGGGUUACCCUCCUGGUACUCUGCCAUGAGUGGUGAUCGUCACAUAUGGCUGUGGCAGCUUUUCCAAAUAUACGGUAAGGUACUCAUUAUGUUUAUGAUUAGUAGCUGACACUGCUAGGCCCCAAGGUCCGCAUAACCCCGAAUACAGUUGUGUUCUGUGAUCCUGUAGCAUACCGUGACAUUUAUAGCAACAAGGCAAAUGUACAAAAGGGUCCCUUUUACGAAGCUUGGCAGAAAGAUGAGUAUGACGUGAACACUUUCUCUACAAGAGAGAAGAAGGUGCACGCUCGUCAACGUAAAAUGUUAAAUCAGUCAUUUACUGAGCAGUCCCUUCUGGCCUCGCAACCUUUUAUGGUCAAGCACGUGGAUCGUUGGAUUGAGCUACUUGUCUUGGGAACUCAGGAUGGCGAGUGGUCUGAACCAAUGAACUUUGCUGAUCUUUCUGAUACAUUGGUCUUCGACAUCAUGGGAGAUCUCUGCUUUGAACAUCAUUUGACAUCAAGGAGCCGGGCGAGAACCCGUUCCGAGUCAUUCCACAUUCUGUCGUACAAUACAUGCAGUUCUUCUAUCCGGUAACAACUCCUAAUUGCCUUCCCAACUUUUUACAUUUACUAACUAUGAAAAUUCAGCUUACACGUUCCCCAAUGCUGGAGCUAAUUCUUUGGCUGAAGCCUGGUGGGCUCGACAAUCUCUUCAAAUCAAUUACUCCGCCCCAUAUUAAGAACUAUGUUAAUUUCGUACAAACUUGUGUUGACAAACGUCUUGCGCUCUAUAGUGAGCAAAAGAAAGAGGCAGUUAGCGCCCAGCGACAAGAUAUGUUUUGGUUUCUGUGCGAUGCAAAAGAUGACGAUGGUCGACCUGCUUAUAGUGAUGGGGAGCUCCAUGCUGAAGCAAAUAUGCUCAUUGUUGGCGGCACAGACACCACCUCUCUGCAACUAGCUGGUAUAAUGUUUUAUCUUACUCGUGAUAUAUGCAGGCUCCAAAAGCUCGUCCAAGAAAUCCAAUCGCGCUUUCAAACACCAGAAGACAUUGUUCAUGGACCAGAGCUAACGGGCUGUACAUACCUCAGGGCUUGCAUUGAUGAGACAAUGCGUCUUAGUCCAAGUGGCCCCAGUGAGCUCCCAAGACAAGUACGCAAAGGAGGUACAAUAAUCAAUGGUGAUUUUUACCAAGAAGGCACGAUUGUGGGAGCCUCUGGUUGGGAGACAGGGCACAAUGAAGACGUCUACGGAGAAGAGGUCUUCAGACCGGAACGGUGGAUUCCUGAUGAAGGCACUGGCGUAACCCAAGAAGAUGUCAACAUCUUUCGUGCCAACUUCCAUCCAUUCGCGAAGGGACCUGGAUCUUGUCCUGGGAAAAACAUCGCUAUUCUCGAGCCCUCGAUCACAAUAGCUCGGAUGCUGCAUAGAUUGGAAGUUCGAAAACCACCAACCGGCGAAAACAGCCUCGGCGAAGGAAAUCCAAAUGGCGGGUGGGGAAAACGAAACCAGAAUAUCUUUCAGAUUCAGGAUUCUUAUAUUUCUGUACGUAACGGUCCGAUGGUGCAAUUCAAGAAGAGGCGGGUUUAAGAUUGCGACAAUCGGAGC
Molecule: messenger RNA, 1923 nt
Organism: Hymenoscyphus albidus
Lineage: Eukaryota; Fungi; Ascomycota; Leotiomycetes; Helotiales; Helotiaceae
Source: the annotation of a GenBank genome assembly